This is a messenger RNA of Medioppia subpectinata, 195 nucleotides long. The record is from the annotation of a GenBank genome assembly. NCBI's taxonomy places the organism in Eukaryota, Metazoa, Arthropoda, Arachnida, Sarcoptiformes, Oppiidae.
ACAAUGGCAUCGGAGGGACGGACUAUAGUCUGUACUAUACAUCAGCCCUCGUCUCAAGUGUUCGCUCUCUUCGAUCACAUCUUACUUAUGGCCGACGGAAGGGUAGCUUUUAUGGGCACAACUGAAUUGGUACGGCUUUUGGGCCCAAAUGCGGGCCCUAUUGUGGCGCUCAUACCUAUUGACAACCAGAAAUGA